AUGGCCAGAAUCGGUCGCGGAGGUUUUCUGGCUCUCGCGGUGGUCUUCCAUCUGGUCUAUAUCUACUCCAUCUUCGACAUUUACUUUGUCAGUCCAAUCGUCCAUGGCAUGAAACCAUUUGCCGUCCAACAACAGCGUGCUCCGUCAAAACGCCUCGUUCUAUUUGUAGGAGACGGUCUGCGCGCUGAUAAGGCGUUUCAAUCCUUCCCAGAUCCAUCUCCUCCUGACCCAGUAAAUGCCGACCUCACGCCCCGACCUCUCGCUCCCUUUCUGCGAUCUCGAGUACUCGAGCACGGUACUUUCGGCGUCUCUCAUACACGGGUGCCGACAGAGUCGCGCCCCGGACACGUUGCGCUUAUCGCUGGGCUCUAUGAAGACGUUUCUGCGGUAACAACUGGGUGGAAAUUGAAUCCGGUCGAUUUCGACAGCGUCUUUAAUCGAAGUCGGCACACAUGGAGUUGGGGGAGUCCAGAUAUUCUUCCAAUGUUUAAGGAAGGAGCAGUACCAGGACGGGUCGACGCCGAUCAUUAUGCUGCAGAAUUCGAGGAUUUCUCACAGGACGCUACAUCGCUGGAUAUCUGGGUCUUCGACAAGGUUAAAGAUCUUUUCAAAUCUGCCAACACAAAUGCCACCCUUGAUGCCAUGCUCCGAGAGGACAAAAUUGUUUUUUUCUUGCAUCUGCUUGGAUUGGAUACCACGGGUCAUUCCUACCGGCCGUAUUCCAAGGAAUAUCUGCACAACAUCAAGAUCGUUGACCAAGGCGUCGAGGAAAUUACAAAUCUAGUCGAAGAAUUUUAUGCUGAUGGGGAAACUGCCUAUGUCUUCACGGCGGAUCACGGGAUGAGCGACUGGGGAAGUCACGGAGAUGGUCACCCUGACAAUACGAGGACGCCCUUGAUCGCUUGGGGUGCUGGUGUGGCCCAACCCCAGCUUUUUCCGGGCGCGCAAGCUCCAGGCCAUGAAGACGGGGUCUCGUUUGACUGGGGUCUUGAUCACGUUCGACGCCAUGAUGUUAACCAAGCCGAUGUUGCUGCACUGAUGGCCUACCUUGCUGGUCUGGAGUUUCCGGUCAAUUCUGUUGGCAAGCUUCCGUUACCCUAUCUAGCUGCGUCGACGCAGGAGAAGGCUAAUGCAGUGCUGGUGAACACCAAGCAAGUCCUAGACAUGUACAGAGUCAAGGAGGAACAGAAGCAGGCAACCUCGCUGAACUUUCAGCCAUACCCCCCUUUCUCAAAAGCCAAUGCCGCGAUCGCUGAUCGAAUUGCCGCUGUUGAGGCUGCAAUGAGCAGCAAUCUCUAUGACUCGGCUAUUCAGCUGUCCUCGGAGCUCUUUGACCAUGCUCUGCAAGGUUUGCGGUACUUACAGACUUAUGAUUGGCUUUUUCUCCGCGCUCUGAUCACCGUUGGCUACAUUGGCUGGAUUACCUACGCAAUUACGACAGUCAUCGACCUGCAUGUCCUUCAUGGCGCUGUGCCGGACGAGAGGACAAUUGGAACAACCAUGGCGUUUUCAUCUAUCCUGGUUGUGCUGUAUUCGUUCUUCGUCAUCGAGCGGUCACCUGUGACAUAUUACGCAUACGCAUUUUUUCCUGUCUUUUUCUGGGAGGAAGUGUUUGCCAGGAGAAAGGCUCUAUUUUCUGGAUUCAGCGUUCUUUUCGGCCACAUCCAGAGCUUUUCGAGGUCAUUGUCUCUCAUUGUGCAAGUCUUGCUCUAUUUGCUCGUUAUUGAAGCUUUGGUGCAAUCAUACUUCCACCGCAUUAUCUUCACCCUGUGUUACCUUUUCGCAGCGGUGUUUCCCGUCGUAUAUGGCGCGGAUUUCAUCAAGAAGAAUAAAUUAAUUGUGCUGGCAUGGGCAGCGGGCUGCCUGGUUCUGAGCACCUUUACGCUACUUCCAGUGGUGAAAGUUGAGAGUCCCACCAUGAUCACCGCAGGAGGUCUCCUCAUGUUUGGAGCCGGCGUCCUCUAUCUUGCUUUUGAGCACGAUAUCACCACCCAGUCGAAAUCCCGGACACAAGAAACCGAACCCAACGUCUUUUCUCGAAUCCUCAUGGGCCUUCAGAUCGGGAUUAUUCUGCUAACCAUCAUCGUUACACGCUCAAGUGUUGCUUCGCUCCAAGCAAAGAAAGGGCUGCCGCUUGGGAACCAAGUCGUUGGUUGGCUUGUUCUUGUAGCCUCCGUCAUUCUUCCAUUCGUGCACCGAAUGGCACCCAACAAACACUACCUUCAUCGCCUCGUCAUAAUCUUCCUUACAUUUUCACCAACGUUUGUCCUCCUUACGAUCUCAUAUGAGGGCCUCUUCUACUUUGCAUUCUGCUUCACCUUACUUACGUGGGUGCGCCUCGAGCACGCCAUCCAGCUUCAUGGGUCCUCCCAAUCACGAGAGACUCCGUCCGAUUCAAUGCCCUCCGCAAAUGGCAUCAGCAUAACAUCGAAAUCCCAGAAAUCCGAGAAUCUACAUCCCGAACAGACGUUCCGCACCCUUGCGCUCACCGACCUCCGCCGCGCCCUUUUCUUCCUCUUCUUCCUUCAAUCCGCAUUUUUCUCCACCGGCAACAUUGCUUCCGUUUCGAGCUUUAGUCUCGACGCCGUGUACCGCCUCAUCCCGAUCUUCGACCCCUUCUCACAGGGUGCCCUUUUGGUCUUCAAACUGAUGGUCCCCUUUGCUAUCAUCUCGGCCGCAUUGGGGAUUCUCAAUCGACGACUCGGAUUGCCGAGUUCGGCGCUAUUCAUGACAGUUAUGAGUAUUAGUGACGUGAUGACACUCAACUUUUUCUGGAUGGUGAAGGAUGAGGGAAGUUGGUUAGAUAUUGGCACAACAAUUAGCCACUUUGUGAUUGGGAGCUUGCUUUGUGUCUUCGUGGCGGGAUUGGAGGGGGUGAGUCAAGCCUUGAUUCAUGGGGUCGAGGUUGAUACCUAUGAGGAUAGAAUGAAGCAGGUGGCUGGUGUCCAGGUGAUUCAGGGGAAAGUCACUGAAACCGAUAUGGAUGGGGGUGCGCAGGCAAAUGGGAUAGUGAAUGGAGUCGUGAAGGUCACUGAGGGGCGAGAAGGUGUGGACGAGAGGCCAGUUAUUGAUUAG
Molecule: messenger RNA, 3075 nt
Organism: Cladophialophora psammophila CBS 110553
Lineage: Eukaryota; Fungi; Ascomycota; Eurotiomycetes; Chaetothyriales; Herpotrichiellaceae
Product: phosphatidylinositol glycan, class N
Exons: 2
Coding region: 1-3075 (1024 amino acids)
Biological process (GO): GPI anchor biosynthetic process
Cellular component (GO): endoplasmic reticulum membrane
Molecular function (GO): mannose-ethanolamine phosphotransferase activity
Source: RefSeq, a predicted model, not a curated record